Molecule: messenger RNA, 2637 nt
Organism: Nanorana parkeri
Lineage: Eukaryota; Metazoa; Chordata; Amphibia; Anura; Dicroglossidae
Gene: COP1
Product: ring finger and WD repeat domain 2
Exons: 20
Coding region: 159-2210 (683 amino acids)
Biological process (GO): proteasome-mediated ubiquitin-dependent protein catabolic process
Molecular function (GO): ubiquitin protein ligase activity; protein binding
Source: RefSeq, a predicted model, not a curated record
UCACAGCGGCAAAGUGGGCGUGGCAGCCGUCUGGCGCCCCGUCGCUGGCCGGACGCUUCCGGUGUCGGGCUGGAAGUGGCUCUCUUGUUGACACUUUAUUGUUCCGCGUCUGGUUGACAGAGGAAUGUACCAGGCCUAAAGCGUCCCUCGGUUGGAUCAUGUCCUCGGGUCGGCAGCCUCAGCAGCUCCCCGGGCCGGGAGGUGGAACGGGCCCUUCCUCCCCCUCCCCUUCCCCAUCAAGUUCUUCUUCAUCUGUGCCGCUGCGCCAGGGACUUGUGGGGGUCACCAGCCUGUCCAGGCUCGGCGUUCCAGGCGGCAGCUCAGCGCUCGCAGGAAGGUCCGGCGGCUCCGGGCCGAGGAAGAGGCCUCUGCCUACCCCACUGUGCAACGGGCUCAUUAACUCCUAUGAGGACAAGAGCAACGACUUCGUGUGUCCGAUUUGUUUCGAUAUGAUCGAGGAAGCCUACAUGACGAAGUGUGGACACAGCUUCUGCUACAAAUGUAUCCAUCAAAGUCUGGAGGACAAUAACCGCUGCCCAAAGUGUAACUAUGUGGUUGAUAACAUUGACCACCUUUACCCCAACUUUUUAGUAAAUGAACUAAUUCUGAAACAAAAGCAGAGGUUUGAUGACAAGCGCCUAAAGUUGGACCCAUCGAAUGGUCAUCGGUGGCAGAUCUUCCAGGAUCUGUUAGCAACUGAUCAGGAUAACCUGGAUCUUGCCAAUGUGAAUCUGAUGCUUCAACUUCUGGUACAGAAGAAGAGGCAGCUUGAAGCUGAAUCACAUGCUGCUCAAGUCCAGAUCCUCACAGAAUUCCUGAAAGUUGCCCGGCGGAAUAAAAGAGAGCAACUGGAGCAGAUCCAGAAAGAACUGAGUGUGGUGGAGGAAGACAUAAAGCGUGUGGAGGAGAUGAGUGGUUUAUACUCUCCACGCAGUGAAGACAGCACUGUUCCCCAAUUUGAGGCCCCAUCCCCAUCACACAGUAGCAUAAUUGACUCGACAGAAUACAGCCAACCACCUGGCUUCAGUGGGAACUCUCAGACAAAGAAGCAGCCUUGGUACAACAGCACGUUGGCAUCGCGGCGGAAACGUCUCACCGCCCAUUUUGAAGAUUUGGAGCAGUGCUAUUUUUCUACCAGGAUGGCCCGUGUAUCAGAUGAUAGCCGGACGGUGAGCCAGCUGGAUGAGUUUCAGGAGUGCCUAUCCAAAUUCACCAGAUAUAAUUCUGUGCGCCCUCUUGCCACACUGUCUUAUGCCAGCGACCUGUAUAAUGGCUCCAGCAUUGUGUCCAGCAUAGAGUUUGACCGAGACUGUGAUUACUUUGCCAUCGCUGGGGUGACUAAGAAGAUUAAAGUGUACGAGUAUGGUACAGUUAUCCAGGACGCUGUAGACAUUCAUUAUCCAGAGAAUGAAAUGACCUGUAAUUCUAAAAUCAGCUGUAUAAGUUGGAGCAGUUACCACAAAAACCUCCUGGCCAGCAGCGAUUAUGAAGGGACCGUGAUUCUGUGGGAUGGCUUUACAGGGCAGAGAUCAAAAGUUUACCAGGAACAUGAAAAAAGGUGUUGGAGUGUGGACUUUAACCUCAUGGACCCCAAACUUUUGGCGUCCGGCUCAGAUGAUGCCAAAGUUAAGCUGUGGUCUACCAACUUGGAUAAUUCUGUUGCUUGUAUUGAAGCCAAAGCCAAUGUAUGCUGUGUCAAAUUUAGUCCCUCUUCUCGCUAUCACCUGGCAUUUGGCUGUGCAGAUCACUGUGUACAUUACUACGACCUCCGCAACACUAAGCAGCCGAUCAUGGUUUUUAAAGGGCAUCGCAAAGCUGUCUCUUACGCCAAGUUUGUGAAUGGUGAAGAAAUUGUCUCUGCGUCAACAGACAGCCAGCUGAAGCUGUGGAACGUCUCCAGACCACAUUGCCUGCGCUCCUUCAAAGGUCAUAUCAAUGAAAAGAAUUUUGUGGGUUUAGCAUCGAACGGAGAUUAUAUUGCCUGUGGAAGUGAAAACAAUUCCCUCUACCUGUAUUAUAAGGGUCUCUCAAAGACCCUGCUGACUUUCAAGUUUGACACCGUAAAGAGUGUGUUGGACAAAGACCGCAAAGAAGACGACACCAAUGAGUUUGUUAGUGCUGUAUGUUGGAGAGCUCUUCCUGAUGGGGAGUCAAAUGUUCUUAUUGCUGCUAACAGCCAGGGCACAAUCAAGGUACUGGAGCUGGUAUGAAAUAUGGACUUCUAAAUCAUGUGCGGAGGGGCUACUAACUCUCCUGUCUAGGUCAGAACCUCCACCUGCAGAAAACGCUAAUACCCUCCUAAUGGAGACUGUCAAAAGCAUUAUACCACACGUCACUUCUGGACACUCGUAAGACUUUUGGAGGAGAACAGGAAGAAGGGACAAGCAGAGGUGGAGAAUGGUUUAAUGCUGGAAUCAUGGAUCCUCACUGGUCCCCUCCCCCACUACUGUGUUCUUCUCUCUUCUGGUGCUGCUUUAUACCUUAGUAAUGGGGGUGGCCUGUAACAUGUUGCUCUUUUUGCAGUUCCUUCCAAAACUGAGGACUUAACCUGAGAGGUAGAGAAAGGCUUCAUUUUUAUCAUAGGGGGAAGCUAUUAAAAAAAACAAAUCACGCCAAAAACAAAAAUCUCAAAAACCC